UUAAGUGGAUUAUCCCCCAACUUUUAAAGGACUUAUCUCUGGCUCCACCUACUACGCAACGGCGUACCAAGAAGUUUUCGGGAGUACGUUGGAUUGUUCGUUUACAAUAUAAAGUUGAACAUCGAGGUUAAGAAUUCGUAAAAAAAAGUGUUGGUUUAAGCUAAAUCAAACCACUGUUUACUGUUCGCUCUCGGUCGUGUAGCUAUUACUUAAAUAAGGGCAACCGUUUGGGUUUCGUACGGCAUGGCAGCGAUAAAAGCGCUUCAGCAGUGGUGUAAAAUCCAGUGUGAAGGCUACAAGGAUGUAGCGAUAACCAACAUGACUACGUCGUUCAGGGAUGGACUGGCCUUCUGUGCUCUGAUCCACAAACACAGACCUGACUUGAUAGAUUUUGACUCCUUAAGAAAAGAAAAUGUUUACGAGAACAACCACCUGGCCUUUGGAGUCGCUGAAAAGGAACUGGGGAUCCCCGCCCUGCUGGAUGCAGAGGACAUGGUGGCCCUCAAAGUGCCUGAUCGUCUCAGCAUCCUCACCUAUGUCUCACAGUACUACAACUACUUCCACGGCCGCUCUCCCAUUGGAGGCAUAGCUGGUGUGAAAAGGCCAGCGGAAGAAUCCAGGGAAGAGGUAUCUGGGAAGAGGAACCAACCAGUGACAGCUAAAGUAUUCGGCUCACCUAAAGAAGUCACGGAAAAUAAGAGGGAGAUCCUGGUUGAGCAUUCCAAUAAACCCGGCACAUUAAGCAGUAGCUGCAGUGUCUGCAACAAGCAUGUCCACCUUGUGCAGCGCCACCUAGUGGAUGGGAAGCUUUACCACAGAAACUGUUUCAAGUGCAGCGAGUGCGCCAGCAUUCUUCUGUCUGGCACAUAUAAACCUGGAAAGGAGCCUAACACGUUCAUCUGCAGAACACACCAGAGUACACAAAAGCUUCCAACUCCACAGGCCAGGCAGGUCCCACUGCCCCUGCGCGAUUCUCAGCCUAUACCAGCCACCAGGGCAAUGCCCUCCAGCAAGGCCACACCCUCCACCAACACCACCUCCUCUGUCCCAGCUAUCAGCUGCAGUUCUCCUUCAUUGCCUGCUGACUUGGUAAAGGCCUCCACCACGUCCAGACCAAGCCCUCAUUGGUUGGCUGGUAAGAGUGACAUCCUCUCCACCCCUACGCCCUCCCCACGUUCUAAGCUCACACCGGCCCAUUCUUCAGCCCUGCCCCCACCCGUGAAAAGUCCCAUGGACAAAAGUGCGAAAGCGGAACCCUUGAAACCACCAAGCAGCACAGUUGUGAAGAACCAGGAGGCAAGACAAAGAUUCUUCGAGAUGAGCAGUAGCUCAGGGAGCACUGGUCCAAUAACCAGGAGUACUCUGGCCAGUCAAGCCAACGAGAAUGCGGGCCUGCCUGUCUUGACAGCACCAGCAGUGGUCAGAACCAAUAAGAAUGCAGGCCUGCCUGUGGUGAUGGCGCCAGAAGUGGUCAGAACCAAUGAGAAAGCAGGUCUUCCCAUGGUGACAACAACAGCAGUGGUCAGGACCAAUGAGAAUGUUAACCUGCCAGUGGUGACAGUGCCAGCAGUGGUCAGGACCAAUGAGAGCACGGCCCUGCCUGUGGUGACUGCGCCAGCAAUGGUCAGAACCAAUAAGAAUGUGGGCCUGCCUGUGGUGACAGCACCAGCAGUGGUCAGAACCAAUGAGAAAGCAGGUCUUCCCAUGGUGACGACAGCAGUGGUCAGGACCAAUGAGAAGGCAGGUCUUCCCGUGGUAAUGGCACCAGCAGUGGUCAGGACCAAUAAGAAUAUUGACCUGCCCUUGGUUAUGGUGCCAGCAAUGGUUAAGACCAAUGAGAAUGUUAGCCUGCCAGUGGUGACGGCGCCAGCAGUGGUCAGGACCAAUGAGAGCACGGCCCUGCCUGUGGUGACUGCGCCAGUAGUGGUCAGAACCAAUAAGAAAUCAGGUCUUCCCAUGGUGACAACGACAGCAGUGGUCAGAACCAAUAAGAAUGCGGGCCUGCCUGUGGUGACAACACCAGCAGUGGUCAGAACCAAUAAGAAUAUUGACCUGCCCUUGGUUAUGGUGCCAGGAGAGGUCAGGACCAAUGAGAAUGCGGGCCUGCCCAUGGUGCCAGCACCAGCAGUGGUCAGGACCAAUAAGAAUGCAUGUUUGCCCAUCGAGAUGACGUUAACAGAUGUCAGGACCAAUGAGAAUGAGGGCUUGCCUGUGGUUAUGGCAACAGCAGUGGUCAGGAACAAUAAGAAAGCAGCAACAGGGCCGCCCUUAGUGGUGGCACCAGCCAGCAGGGAGCCGGCUAAAGGCAGGGUUCUGCUGCGUGUGGGAGACUGGGCCAAAGACAAGGAGAAGGACAAGGAGAACGAGAAAAAAGAAGCCAAGUCUGUCAUCAACAAGAUGUUUACAGAGGAAAUCAAAAAGAGCAGCAGCCCAUCGAGGAUGCCUGCUGGCCUCAAAACAGCUCCUGCCAGUAGCAAUAUUUCCCCUGGGGACACUGGCAGCAAACGCCCCUCUGGAAAAGUGCUGUUGAAACCACUGCACAAGGAUUCGGGACAGAGCCCAGCUCCUGCAUUGGCUAACACAGCAGUCUGGCUCACUGCCAAGGAAAAGGACUCAUCCAAUACAGCUAACUCACUGUUGCUUGUUAAUAAAGAAGUGGAUACAGCGCCCUCUGACUGGAGGUCUAUGCUCAAGCCUGUUGCCAAAGAUUCCAAAUCUGGAACAUCCAAAGACUCCACUGCAGCUAGCGUACCUACUAAGGAGCCUGAGAAGAAACCUGAGACCACAACACAGCCAAGCUCAGGAAAGUCCCAGGUUUCUGGGCAUGCUCUAGCUACCACUAGCUCUGGCUCCACAAAUGACGAACAAUGCAGUUCAGCUUUGCCAAGCCAGGUUACAAAUGGGACUGCCCUGCGUGGUAAGGCUGAAGACUCCAAGAGGGGCAGCAAUGCAGCCCUUUCUGAAUCCUUAUCAAGGACAAACCCACAGAACUUGACAAAGCUAAAGCCUGACUAUAUACCCAAAGAAAAGAUUCUUCAGGAGCUGAAAGAGAUUGAGAAUAGUCUGGAUGAGCUGGAAAAACAAGGAGUCGAGUUGGAGAAGCAGCUCCGACGUUAUGAAGAGGAGGGCAAAGGGGAUGUGUUGAUGAAUGACUCGAUGGUGGACUGGUUCAACCUCAUCCGAAAUAAACAGGUCUACAUGCGACGAGAGAGCGAACUGGUGUACAUAGGAAGAACCCAGGACCUAGAAGAAGAACAACCCAAUGUAGAGGCAGAGCUUCGGAAACUGAUGGCAAAACCAGACCACCUGAAGACAUAUCAAGAACGCAAGCGGGAGGAGGAGCUGAUUGCCAAACUGGUAGAAAUAGUUGAUGACCGAAAUGCUAUCGUGGAUGGACUGGAUGAAGAUAGAAUAAGGGAGGAAGAGGAGGAUGAGCAGUUGAAUAGGAUGAUGCAGGACUUGGAUAUUAAGAAAGAAAAAAAGAAGAAAUCACCCAUAUCCAAGUUGUUUGGCUGGAAGAAUUAACAGGAAGGCAAUUCAAUUUAUCCUUCAAUUACGAGAGAAGCAAUGAGAAUUUUAUGGCAGUUUUGUUCAAAUGCUGUUUCACUUAGUCAGCUGUUUGUUUGGAAAUGACACUGCGAAGGAUUUUUUUGCGAUCUGAGAAUUUUAAGCAUGCAAACAAGUGAGUAUUCUGUUCUAUUAGAGAUGUUCACAGUAAAGAAAAAAGUGAUUGUGUGUCUCUGUAUGUGAUUUUUCAGGUUUGCAAAUAUUCGCUAAAUUAUUUAUUUCUCAGUUACUGACUUUGUUGGGGAGUUUGUAGUAACAAAAUGAGGAGUACUAAAAUAUUGUCAUGUUGAUUCAUAUUGAAUCCAGUUUGUCAUCAAUGGACUGAAAAAAGUCCAAAAUUUGUCAUGCCAUUUGACUUUUUUUUUUUUUUUUUUUUUUUAGUAUCUUGUGCAAUUGAAUGCAAAUCUUAUCCUGUUAAUACAAAAUCUUAGAAUAGACAGCAUUUCUUAGACGGGCUCGGGUGCUUAUAUACUUUUACCAGCAGGGGGCACCCUGAGUCUUAUUUUUAACCAAGUAGUCACUCUUGUUUUGGCAAAAGCUAUGAUAAACUUUUUUAAUAUUUGUACAUCACAUGGAUUCUUAAAGUAGUAAUGAAGUACACUUGUAACAUUCUUGUCGAAACUUGAACUGAACAUGUACAUAGACUAUUGGAAACCAAUGAUAUGAAUAUGCAAGUGCUAGGAUAUGCCAGUAUUACUGAAUUAACUUAUUAGUAUUUAUACUUGAAUAUGGAUAUUUUUGUUUUGUGCUAAGGUUCAGUUAGUGAAAUUCUUGCUUAAAUUUGUAUGCUAUUUUAUCCAAUUUAAAAUCUCAACAAAAUUAAGAUGCAUUUGUUACCUUGAAACACACUGCCACUUCAGUGUUUCUGUGGUUACUACCCAAAUUUUUAAAUAAAAUGAUGACAUUUAAUAUGUACAAUAAAGUUUGAAAGUUC
This is a messenger RNA of Electrophorus electricus (electric eel), 4501 nucleotides long. It is a transcript of the gene micall2b, whose product is annotated as mical-like 2b. NCBI's taxonomy places the organism in Eukaryota, Metazoa, Chordata, Actinopteri, Gymnotiformes, Gymnotidae. The record is from RefSeq and is a predicted model, not a curated record. Gene Ontology annotation, molecular function: protein binding.